This is a messenger RNA of Lytechinus variegatus (green sea urchin), 1244 nucleotides long. It is a transcript of the gene eif6, whose product is annotated as eukaryotic translation initiation factor 6-like. Bases 102 to 839 code for a protein of 245 amino acids. Lineage: Eukaryota; Metazoa; Echinodermata; Echinoidea; Temnopleuroida; Toxopneustidae. The transcript is spliced from 7 exons. The record is from RefSeq and is a predicted model, not a curated record. Gene Ontology annotation, cellular component: cytosol; preribosome, large subunit precursor; nucleolus. Gene Ontology annotation, biological process: maturation of LSU-rRNA; maturation of 5.8S rRNA; ribosomal subunit export from nucleus. Gene Ontology annotation, molecular function: ribosomal large subunit binding.
CGGUACCCGCGGUGUGCAUGCUUUGGCUCGAUUGAUUGAGAACUGUACAGGACACAAUUCAGAUUGAUCUUGGGAAGAAAAGCUGUUAUUAAUCGUCAAAUAUGGCUCUUCGAACGCAGUUUGAAAGUAAUAAUGAAAUUGGUGUAUAUUGCAAACUUACAAAUGCAUACUGUCUCGUAGCAGUUGGUGGUUCAGAAAAUUUUUACAGUUUAUUUGAAGCAGAGCUUGGAGAUGCUGUUCCUGUUGUUCAUUCUUCAAUAGAUGGAUGUAGGAUAAUUGGAAGGCUUACUGCAGGCAACAGACACGGUCUGCUUGUACCCAACUCCACAACAGAUCAGGAAUUGCAGCACAUUCGUAAUGCCCUUCCAGACAGUGUAGCCAUCCAAAGAAUAGAGGAAAAGCUGUCUGCCCUUGGUAAUGUCAUCGCUUGCAAUGAUUAUGUAGCCUUGGUACACCCAGAUCUUGAUAAGGAAACGGAAGAAAUCAUAGCAGAUGUUCUCAAAGUGGAGGUGUUUAAGCAAACAGUAGCUGGUAAUCCAUUGGUCGGUACCUAUAGUGUCAUCAGUAAUCAGGGAGGAUUGGUACAUCCAAAGACCACAAUUCAAGACCAAAAUGAGCUGUCAUCCUUAUUACAAGUUCCCCUAGUGGCCGGUACAGUGAACCGCGGUAGUGAAGUGCUUGGAGGAGGUAUGGUAGUCAACGAUUGGUGUGCGUUCUGCGGAUUAGACACUACCACUGCUGAGCUCUCCGUCAUCGAAAAGGUCUUCAAGAUUGGUGGAGAACAAACGGCUACCAUAGCAUCGGAUAUGAGAGAUUCACUUGUAGAUAGUCUGACAUAAAUUUGCUUCAAUUCCAACAUCCCAUCUGAUUGCUGGUCCUGUAAUACUCCCAAGCACAUGAUGAUUACAUUCAAGCAUGGACUCAUUGGUAGAGGAUAUAACAAGAAUAUUGUUAUCCAACGUGAAACAAAUUAAUCCUUGGGUAUGACCUUGAAACGUUGCCUGGAUAACAAACAUUGAUUCAUCUGUACUGGAUGUAUUACCGCAGGUUGGGACACUUGAAAUCAAGUAAUUAUGAAGUCAUAAUAGAUGGUGCGACAUCCCUUAAAUUCUGAAAAACGUUACUCCUUUUUUUUUACUGAGUAAUAGGUUUAUUUUUUUGUGAUAAUUUCUACUUGGAAUGUAAAUUUCCAUAUUGACUUUGUGGUAUUCCUUGUUGGUUGCUCUUUCAGCCUGUGAAGGGUG